This is a messenger RNA of Arabidopsis thaliana (thale cress), 2027 nucleotides long. Its product is annotated as Eukaryotic aspartyl protease family protein. Gene Ontology annotation, cellular component: membrane; plasma membrane. The record is from RefSeq and is marked reviewed. The coding region runs from base 278 to 1600 and encodes 440 amino acids. Gene Ontology annotation, molecular function: aspartic-type endopeptidase activity. Gene Ontology annotation, biological process: proteolysis. NCBI's taxonomy places the organism in Eukaryota, Viridiplantae, Streptophyta, Magnoliopsida, Brassicales, Brassicaceae. The transcript has 9 exons.
CUCUUUUCAACACAUGGACUGUUACACUCACCUAACGACGACGAAGAAGAACCAACAUAGAUCUCUUCUCUUCCUCUCAAACUCACUAAGCUUCAUUGUUACCCCAAAUAAACCCUAAUUUUGCUCUCACUAUUCGAAGAUCUAAAAUCAUCUCGCAUUUUGAUUUCCGAAUACUUUCCUGAGUUUUGCUGGUCAUGAUUUCUCAUUUGCUCUUUGUUUUCCCGAGAAAAAUCUUCAGGAGAGUAGGAUAAUCUCUCGAGUUUCGAAAUCGUUUCCAAUGUCGUGCUGUUUCUUCAAGACUACUCUGUUCUUGAUCCCGAUUUUGAUGUUACUGAGCUUCGGGAGCUGCAAUGGUCGAAUCUUCACCUUCGAGAUGCACCAUAGAUUCUCCGACGAAGUCAAGCAAUGGUCCGAUUCCACCGGGAGAUUUGCUAAGUUUCCCCCUAAAGGAAGCUUCGAAUACUUCAACGCUCUCGUCCUCCGUGAUUGGCUAAUCCGUGGCCGUCGUCUCUCCGAGUCGGAAUCGGAAUCGGAGUCGUCGCUUACUUUCUCCGACGGCAAUUCCACUUCUCGUAUCAGCUCUCUCGGAUUUUUGCAUUACACGACGGUGAAAUUGGGUACUCCGGGAAUGAGAUUCAUGGUGGCGCUUGAUACAGGAAGCGACCUCUUUUGGGUCCCUUGUGAUUGCGGCAAAUGCGCACCAACCGAAGGAGCCACUUAUGCUUCUGAGUUUGAACUCAGCAUUUACAAUCCUAAAGUUUCAACUACAAAUAAGAAGGUCACCUGCAACAACAGUCUAUGUGCACAGCGUAAUCAGUGCCUUGGAACAUUCAGCACUUGCCCUUAUAUGGUGUCUUAUGUCUCUGCUCAGACUUCGACAUCUGGUAUUCUUAUGGAAGAUGUUAUGCACUUAACAACAGAAGAUAAGAAUCCAGAGCGUGUUGAGGCAUAUGUCACAUUUGGAUGUGGACAGGUUCAAAGUGGUUCUUUUCUUGACAUUGCAGCACCAAAUGGUUUAUUUGGUCUUGGCAUGGAAAAGAUAUCGGUUCCAAGUGUUUUGGCGAGGGAAGGUCUGGUUGCUGAUUCUUUCUCCAUGUGUUUCGGUCAUGAUGGAGUUGGAAGGAUCAGUUUUGGGGACAAGGGUAGUUCUGAUCAGGAAGAGACACCGUUUAAUCUCAAUCCUUCACAUCCAAACUACAACAUCACGGUGACUCGGGUACGUGUGGGGACUACUUUAAUAGAUGAUGAGUUCACAGCUCUCUUUGACACCGGUACAUCAUUUACUUAUUUGGUUGAUCCAAUGUAUACGACAGUCUCUGAGAGUUUCCAUUCUCAGGCCCAAGAUAAGCGCCAUUCACCGGAUUCAAGGAUUCCAUUUGAGUAUUGUUAUGACAUGAGCAAUGACGCGAAUGCCAGUUUGAUACCGAGUUUAAGCUUAACAAUGAAAGGAAACAGUCACUUCACCAUCAACGAUCCUAUAAUCGUCAUCUCUACUGAGGGCGAACUUGUAUAUUGCCUGGCCAUUGUCAAAAGCUCUGAACUCAACAUUAUUGGGCGUAAGAUCAGUUUUUCUUCCUAUCAAUCAUGGAACAUCCGCUAAAUAAUGACAUUGUUUACUCUUAAUGAAACAGAAAACUACAUGACCGGGUAUCGUGUAGUAUUCGACAGGGAGAAACUCGUCUUAGCUUGGAAAAAGUUUGACUGUUAUGAUAUCGAAGAGACAAACACAACUGUUGCCGGAACAAACAAAACAGCAGCGGUAGCUCCAGCAAUGGCAGCUGGAAUAAAGACUCAUAACAAUUCCUCAGAGCUACACAAAACAAACCAAACCAUCUCCAAAAGUAACUCCUCCCCAAACCAAAUAUCCAAAACAGUAGAUGUAUGGUCUUUUUUCAGAUUUGUGUUCAUAUUACUUCCACUUGUGUAGAUUUGUAAGCCCCAUCCAAAACACAUGCCAAUAGUAUUUUUUUUGUAUCAUAACGACACUAUAGGGAUUUUUUCAGGAAAUAUAUGCUCUUCAUACGCAU